UGAUUUUGAUCUUUUCAACCAAUUUUGUGUUUACUAAACCGUGGUAGGUAUAAUAUUUAGCACCCUGUAAGGCUGUAAUAUUUUGGCCUCGGAGGUGGUCCAUGCUGUAUGCGAUAGGGACAUACAGUACUGGUCCUUAAAUGCGAUGGGAUCUAACAGUUCAUUUAUUUACAAGUCUCUUAUCCAUCUACCAAGCAAGUAAUUUUUUUUUAGAAAGACUAAAAAAGGACAAAGUUAGAAAGAAAGACACCAGGGGCAUGGGGUUGUUUAGCAGCAGAAAAGCUCAUUCUGGUUUCUCCGGUUCGAACACAGCUGAAGAAGUAACUCGUGGAAUCGAUGCAACCGCUCUUACCGCCAUUAUCACCGGUGCAUCAAGUGGUAUUGGUUCUGAGACUGAACGUAUUCUUGCAUUACGUGGAGUUCAUGUUGUAAUCGCAGUUAGGAAUAUGAGUAAGGGCCAAGCUGUCAAAGAAGCAAUAAUGAAAGAAAACUCUAAUGCCAAAGUUGAUGUCAUGGAGAUAAAUCUUAGCUCCAUGGCUUCGGUUAGAAAAUUUGCCUCCGAGUUCAAGUCUUUGAAUCUUCCCCUAAACAUUCUCAUUAAUAAUGCAGGUGUUGCAACCUAUUUUAAGCUGUCCCAAGACAAUAUUGAAAUGAUGUUUGCAACAAAUCAUCUAGGUCAUUUUCUAUUGACAAAUCUUCUGUUAGAAACCAUGAAAAGUACGGCAGAUCAAAGUAACAUAGAAGGAAGAAUCAUCAAUGUUUCAUCUAACGCUCACAAGUAUUCGUACAAUGGGGGGAUUCUGUUCGAUAAUAUCAGCGAUGAAUCAAGGUUCAAUAUCAUGUGGGCAUACGCACAAUCGAAACUUGCAAAUGUAUUGCAUGCUAAUGAGCUCGCAAGACGCCUCAAGGAAGAAGGGGUGCUAAUAACAUCAAAUUCACUUACUCCUGGAGCUGUUGAGACCAAUAUUUUCCGGGAUACCAUUUUAAGUGGUAUUGCUACAUCUCUUGGAAAAUAUUUCUUGAAAACUGUGCAGCAGGGGGCAUCCACAACUUGUUAUGUUGCUCUACACCCGAAUGUCAAAGGCGUAAAUGGUGAGUAUUUUAGGAACAACAAUAUUUCAGAAUCGAACUCUAAAGCUCAAGAUACAGAAUUAUCCAAGAAACUAUGGGAUUUCAGCAUUAAGUUAUGCGAAAAUAAUGGCAAUGCUUAAAUAUCUAGUGAGCCUGCAUUGUACUCAACGUGCAAUUCAAUUUGCAAGACAGUACUACAAUAAUUCAAUUUGCAUUGUAC
Papaver somniferum (opium poppy) is the source of this 1291-nucleotide messenger RNA. Its product is annotated as short-chain dehydrogenase TIC 32, chloroplastic-like. Lineage: Eukaryota; Viridiplantae; Streptophyta; Magnoliopsida; Ranunculales; Papaveraceae. The coding region runs from base 141 to 1211 and encodes 356 amino acids. The transcript is spliced from 8 exons. The record is from RefSeq and is a predicted model, not a curated record.